Colossoma macropomum (tambaqui) is the source of this 882-nucleotide messenger RNA. RefSeq names its product SLAM family member 5-like. The coding region runs from base 1 to 753 and encodes 250 amino acids. NCBI's taxonomy places the organism in Eukaryota, Metazoa, Chordata, Actinopteri, Characiformes, Serrasalmidae. The transcript is spliced from 4 exons. The record is from RefSeq and is a predicted model, not a curated record.
AUGGCGAUGAUACUACAGCUAAUCGUGUCUCUCUGCACUCUGAUCUCAAUCACAGAGUCGAGUGAUGUGUUCAGAUCGGUUGGCAGUUCUGUUCAACUGGACAUACAGCAUCCUGUACCGAAGUUUGAUGAACUAAUCUGGGUUUUUAACAGAGUUAAUAAUGUUCUAAAAUAUUAUUCUGAAUUUAAAAAAACUAAACAGACUCCUGGUUAUGAAGGCAGAGUGGAGUUCAAUGAGGAAACCUACAGUCUGACACUGAAGAACUUACAGAAGACUGAUAGUGGACUGUAUGAAGCAAAAGCAUCUGGUGAUGAGGUCACAGUUGUUGCUGAGUACAGACUCUCUGUGUUGGAUCCAGUGGAGGCUCCAGUCCUGAAUCUCCAGCUAAGCAAUGACACCUGUAACAUCACUCUCACCUGUAGAGGUCAUGACCUCUCUAUCAACUCCAGCUGUUACAAGGAAACCUGUGAGGAGAAGGAAGUGACAUCACCUGGAGGCGUCACCCUUUCCCUGUCUGUCAGUGGCAGCACCAUCAUCUGUAAUCAUAGCAACCCAGUCAGCUGGAAGACGGAUGUUUUGGAGAUGAAAGAACUGGAACGACUCUGUGCUGAUGAAGGUGAAGGUUCAGUGUCUCCCUCUGCUGGUGUAUCUGUGUGUUUGCUGAAGACUGUGCUGUAUUCCAUCAUUCUGACUCUCAUGCUGUCUGCAGUCAUCACCGUCCACAUCAGAGAAAAACUGACCAAAUCAUCUUAAAGACAUGGAUGGUGUUACACAGUUUAUUAUAGCUGUUACAAUUACAUAAUACUCUCUAUUAUAAUCUACUCUACCGUAUAGCUGUACCUAACAGUCUCUCAUCACUUGCAAAGACUUUUAGCAUCACUG